Messenger RNA from Stegastes partitus (bicolor damselfish), 1547 nucleotides. It is a transcript of the gene slc25a10a, whose product is annotated as solute carrier family 25 member 10a. Bases 274 to 1134 code for a protein of 286 amino acids. Gene Ontology annotation, biological process: transmembrane transport. Lineage: Eukaryota; Metazoa; Chordata; Actinopteri; Pomacentridae. The record is from RefSeq and is a predicted model, not a curated record. The transcript has 11 exons.
ACUUGGAGUAAGUGCGAAGGCACUGUACUUACUUGACUGGACAAGCUCAGCCUUAUGGUUUUCCAAAAUGUCCAGCUCUUAAAAAGAAAGUAAAAUGCAGAUUUACAUGAAGAUCACCUGCACUGAUGGUAUAUUUUAUAUCAACUGCAGCCACCCAUCAGCAGUAGCACUGAGAGAAAAAGAUGAAAAGAGCAACGGUGGACAAAGUUGGCCCAGCAACCUUUGAGAAGCCGACACUUUGCCUGUUCCUGUUGGAGUUUUUUCAUUAACAACAUGCCGGAAAAUCGCAUUUCUCGUUGGUAUUUUGGUGGGGUCUCUUCCAGCGCAGCUGCCUGUUUAACACACCCACUGGAUUUAAUUAAGGUGCACUUACAGACGCAGCAGGAGGUGAGGGUGAGGAUGAUGGGGAUGACCGCUAACGUAGUGAGGAGAGAAGGUUAUCUGGCUCUGUACAGCGGCCUCAGUGCUUCUCUCUGCCGGCAGAUGACUUAUUCUCUGUCACGGUUUGCCAUUUAUGAGACUGUCAGGGACAAGAUGAACAGAAAAAAUAAAGGUCUCAUGCCAUUUUACCAGAAAGUUCUGCUGGGAGCCUUUGGAGGGUUUACAGGUGGUUUCAUCGGGACCCCAGCCGACCUGGUGAAUGUCCGAAUGCAGAAUGAUGUAAAGUUGCCAGUGAAGCUCAGAAGAAAUUAUGCUCAUGUGCUUGAUGGGAUGAUACGUGUUUGGAAGGAGGAGGGGAUAAGGAAACUGUUCUCUGGUGCUACAAUGGCUUCUACUAGAGGUGCACUCGUCACUGUUGGUCAGCUGUCCUGUUAUGACCAGUCCAAACAGUUGGUUCUGGCUACUGGUUACCUGACUGAUAACAUCCUCACUCACUUCCUGGCCAGCGUGUUUGCAGGUGGCUGUGCUACCAUCCUGUGCCAACCACUUGAUGUUGUUAAAACAAGAUUAAUGAACUCAAAAGUGGAAUAUGGGAGUGUGUUUCACUGUCUAACAGAAACAGCAAAGCUGGGCCCAAAUGCAUUCUACAAGGGUCUUGUUCCUGCAGCGAUCCGACUCAUCCCGCACACAGUCCUCACCUUCAUAUUCCUGGAGCAGCUGAGGCAUCAUUUUGGCGAAGUGGUCGUCACCUGAGACAGUCGUAAGAAGGGCAUCCUGCAAGGUAGCCAAGGCUAGUCAUCACAAUGUCAUCGAUCUUCCAUAUUGGACUGCUUGAUCACGAUAACCCACUAACAUGCCGAGGUUAGCUGGGGUCCUCUUGUGCCAGGAGUAAACUGACAUACCCUUGUGCGUCAUUUCCUUCAUCCAUAGCAGAAGAAUGAAAGCGAGUCAUGCAUUAAUACUCAAAGCUCCAGAUAAGGCACAGGGAGGAAAGAACUGUGAUGUGUGUCUAUCACAGCAUUACAAACAAGGAUGACUUGAAUUACUCCCUUUCAGCCUUGUGGCACUUUAUCUGUCAUAAACUAACUGUAUAACUAUAUAUGACCUAAGUAUUGUAGUUGAAAGGAAUGUUAAUAAACUUAACUCAUGUUUUGUUACAACGAGAA